Molecule: messenger RNA, 1002 nt
Organism: Lolium rigidum
Lineage: Eukaryota; Viridiplantae; Streptophyta; Magnoliopsida; Poales; Poaceae
Exons: 4
Coding region: 163-759 (198 amino acids)
Source: RefSeq, a predicted model, not a curated record
GCCACGGAAGCUGGGAGUUGUGAGCGCCGGCGGCGGCGACACCAAUACCAAAAGCCCUAGCUCGCUACCGGCGAACGCCAACUCCCUUCUCAACUCCGACAGCCGCCAUCCGUUCACCUCUCCUGCACGAGCGACGCGGCCGCCCUCAAGCGAGGCUCAGCAAUGGUCGGGGGCCAGAAGAAGACUGGGCAGGGGCGGAUGGAUGCCGCGAUCGACCACUUUGCCCAGAUGGGCUACAACAAGGCCGACGUCCGCAAAGUCGUCAAUAACCUCAUCAAGAAUGUGUAUGGGGACAAAGGGUGGCCGUUCCUGGAGGAAAGCGGGUACCUCGUAGUGCAGGAAGCCCUCUUCGAGAAGCAGGAGCAGGACGAGAAGCUGCAGCUGCAGUUGGUGCAGGAGGAGCAUCAGGUGGAGGUUCAGCAACAAGAAGGAGCAAUGAUGGGGGCACCGCCAGAAAGCGACAUGCCAAUUGUGAAGGUUCACAAUGAGGUGCCAUCUGAAACUGUGUUUGCAGUUGAGCAAACAGAGCAACUGGUCCCCAUGAUCAUUGACCCACCUGCUCCCACAGCUGCAUUGCCACAUCCGCCAGCUACAGGAAGCGGUCGCACAAGGCUUCCCUGCUAUGGAUGGAUCAGUGAGUCUGAGAGUGACUCAGACUAUGAAGAGUUUCUUGCAAGUCGACAACAGCAGGUGCAUGUCCCAACUUCAGGACGAGACCUUCCUAAAAGGAAGCGGCCAAGUAGGUGGGAUGUGAAAUGAAGCAACCUAACAGAGGAGCUGUGGACUGGCUGGGUUUGAGUGGACAAGUGACGUCAGUUGGAGUAUUAGUAUGAGAUCUGAAUUUGCAAUGGCAGUGUGGCACUACUAUGUAAGUGUGGAGUUGUAGCACUAUCUGGUAACUUUGCAGUAUUAGUAUAACACUAAUAAUUAUAUUUGACAUACUCCAGAUUAGGCCGACAUUAUUUGGCGUUAUACUAUCGCAAAUGUUGAGAAACUGUGAUA